Molecule: messenger RNA, 837 nt
Organism: Peniophora sp. CBMAI 1063
Lineage: Eukaryota; Fungi; Basidiomycota; Agaricomycetes; Russulales; Peniophoraceae
Source: the annotation of a GenBank genome assembly
AUGAACAAGUUCUAUCCGCUGCCGCCCAACGCCGGUCAUCCUCACGGCGCGCACGUUCCUACUCCCUCCUCUUACUAUCCCGCGCACGCGAACAUCAUCCCGCCUCCAGCCGCGGCCCCGCGGGGCGGAUAUCACCACCAUGACUAUGUCUCGUCGGCGUCUCAACAGCUCACUGCGCCGCCUCGCAGCAUGGUCGCGGACUCUGGUCGCGGUCAUUAUCCAGUGAACAAGAAGACCGCACGCAUUCUCGCAGACGAGCCUCGGCAACAUGGCCCUCGUUCGGGCGACCCUGUUCCGGGCACUCCCCAUUGGAAGGCUGGGGCGCUGCCCCGUGAGGGUGCUGUGCCGCUUAACACUCGACACACCAGCAACCACGAAGGCGCGCAUCAUUCUACGUCUCAUGCCGGCCGCGAAGGCACAGCACCCCCGCGCCGCCUCGACUCGCCACUGUACAAACGGGAGCCUCGCCCAAUCCACAUCGAUAUGCCUUUCAUGCACUUCAACGCAUCGGGCAUGGAAGUCCCUGGUCUCGAUCCUGAGUACCCGGGGUCGAGUAUCAAGAACGGCGACUCCAUGGUGUUCGCCGGAGAGCUCGGCACUCUCGUCUACGUCUUCCAAGCCGAGGGAUAUGCUCCGAUCACUCGCGAGAUCAACCUCAACCACGGACACGGAUAUCACCUCCAGACGCUGGCGGGUAUCGCGUGCGAUCUGAUUCGCGGGUUCUACCGGAACCAUGCGGAGUUGGGAGUCGAUUCUGCCAGAGUUGUGCCAAUGGGCUUGAUCUAUCCUAAGAAGCCAGGCGAUGGCUACGUCGUGGUUGCAGGACUCGCUCAGUAG